AUGUCAGAACGUUACGGUUGCCUGAGAAAACUAGAGUUUCUUCGGAAGGAAAUGGAAAGAUAUCAAUGCGACAUAUUAUCAGAGAUGCGUUGGACAGCACUGAAUGGUAGUGAAAUCAUCUGGUUGCGAAAUGACACGAGGCAUGAUGCUGACUUUGUAUUUCUGCUUAGCAAAAGAGCGCGAGCAGCAUUGUUAUGUUACAAUCCAGUUAGUGCGAGAUUAACGACGGCAAGGUUUGAAGCAAAGCCACUCAAUAGCAGCGUAGGUGAGAUUGAACUCUUCUAUAAAGAUCUAAGCAUGAUAGUAGAGAAAACACCGCGGAGAGAUGUGAUCAUCAUUGGAGAUGACUGGAAUGCUAAGGUUGAAAAUAAUAAUGGCGGUUGGGAAAGACAAACAAACAAUAGAAAAUGGACGCGGAGAUCAAGUGAUGGAACAACAAGAAACAUAAUUGAUAUGAUUUUGAUGCAAAGGAGAUGGUCAACAUUAGUUCGACAGUGUCAAACCUUUCAGGGAGCGGACACGGAUUCUGAUCGCAGCUUAGUCAUUACGAGCAUAAAGAUAAAACUGAAGAGGAAAGUUAAUGCAAAUUUCCAAAAGAAAAAUGACAUUUCAAAGCUAAACGAUGAGAAAAUAGCGAGCAUACAUAGAAAUACACUGGAGAAGGAGAUAAAAAGCCUAGACAGGAUGGAACAGCUAGACACAAGAGUGGAAGAAAUGACAAAGACAAAACAAAAGCUGACCCUACCAGAAGAUGAAAACGUCGACAAGAAACGGAUCACACAAGAGAUCCUAAAGCUUGUCCAAGAGAAAAGAGCUCUUAGAAGAGACAUUUCUGAAGAGCUGGAAAAACAUUAUAAGGUAAAGUGCGAUGAAGCGAAAAAAGCAGUUAGAAUGGAUAAAACGAAAUGGCUAGAGGAUCAGUGUAGAAACAUAGAAAAAUAUUAUGGAGAAUGCGAGACUAGAAAAGUAUGUAAGAUGAUCAGAAAUGUCAACAAGAAAUGGAAACCAAAGCAAAUGGCAAUCAAAGAUAAGAAGGGAGAGGUUUUAGUGGACAGGGUGAAAGUCCUACAGAUGUGGACAAGUUAUUGCUAUGAACUAUAUAAAGAAACGUUAGAUACAGAUGUAUUAGAUAAUCCAGUAGAUGAAUUAAGGAAGAUAUCGCCACCAAGUGUCGAAAAUGAUAUUACGAGGGAGGAAGUUGAAAGGGCAGUGAAACGGUUAAAAGACAAUAAGAGUCCCGGACAUGGCAAAAUCAUAGGAGAAACGAUUAAGCAUGGAGGAGAAAGCUUAAUUGACGAGAUACACCAAGUAUGCAAUGAGGUAUGGAAACAAGGAAAGAUACUUAGUAUCAGUAUUGGCGACAAUACAUGA
Molecule: messenger RNA, 1371 nt
Organism: Centruroides sculpturatus (bark scorpion)
Lineage: Eukaryota; Metazoa; Arthropoda; Arachnida; Scorpiones; Buthidae
Exons: 3
Coding region: 1-1371 (456 amino acids)
Source: RefSeq, a predicted model, not a curated record